This is a messenger RNA of Caenorhabditis elegans, 1158 nucleotides long. RefSeq names its product F-box domain-containing protein (gene fbxa-120). The transcript has 4 exons. NCBI's taxonomy places the organism in Eukaryota, Metazoa, Nematoda, Chromadorea, Rhabditida, Rhabditidae. The record is from RefSeq and is marked reviewed. Bases 34 to 951 code for a protein of 305 amino acids.
AAAACUACAGAAACGACCCUGAUCGCCCAGAACAUGACGGACAAAUUGGCGAGUGUGUCAAUUGAGAAUUCCAACGAUCGGACGCUUAUAGAGUUGCCAACCGAAAUGCUCACUGAGAUUAUCAAGAGAGUCAAUCCAAUCAAUCGACUUGCUCUUCGUAAAGUCUGUCGGAUUUUGCGAAAGAUUGUUGAUGAAAAUCCAGGAGUCGAGUCUGUCACCUCGGCAGUCGACGAUUUAUCUCUCACUACGCGGAAUUUAACCGGAAACUUUUGCGUUACGUACGGAAUUCAAGGUUCCGGUUGUUUGAUUUCUAGUGAUUACUGCUGCACGAAAUAUAUCGAAAAGCCCCGCUUGAUGAUGAAGCUUGACGAUUUAACCGUAAUUUUGAAGAAUCCACGGCAACGAUUGGAUGAUCUCAACAUUUUUGGUGGUUCAGAUUCGGUCGCAGUUGCAACGUGGUUCAGAGAUACUUUCAAUCCAGAAAAUAUGCUUCAUACCAAAAAGGUUUUUUUGGGAAACUUGGAAUUCAAUGAUGUUAUCACUAUCAUUUCAACUUUGAAACCCGGAUUCCUUCAAAAAAUUGACUAUGCCAGUUUGUUGCAACAUGAACGUUCGCAUGAAGUUUUCGAGCUUGAACAAUGGAAACAGGCGAAAGAGGUUAUCAGUCCAAUGUCAUCAUUUCGUAGCUUCCCCAUUGAGAACAUGUUCCAUCUGUCUCGUUUUUGGCUUGGCUUUCCAGGAUUAUCAAUUUCUGAUGCAAUUAAAAUCAGAGAUAUUCUCUUGAAAUCCGCUCACUUCAAAAAUGGAAUAAUUGAUUUGAAAGAUGAGAUGACACCAGAAGUUGCGCGAGUUUUUAAUCCAAACUUCUCUGCUCACAAUAUCAAUGGAAUUAAGAACAAAAUCGAUCGCUUUCUUGUCAUAAUUUAUGAAAGACGUUUGGCAAUCAAUUAAUUGUUGUCCCCCCAGAAAUUCGAGGAAAUGAUAUUUUCACCAUGACUCUUUUCAUCUUCAAUGCGUCCUGUUGUUUUCUUCUGUUCUUUACCGGUUUCUUGUUACGUUUACUCUUGUUUUCUUUUUUUUUGUUCUAAUGUCUUCUGAAAUGCAAACUUAUUUGCUUUGAUUCUCAAUAAAUGAAUGAGAUAAAACGUAUCCAAUACA